AUGAGUUCUGCGGAGGAGAGAGAGGACCAUGAUAUGUACUGUGAGAAGGCGGUGGCCCUCAUCAUUGACCUCUGUCUGGACGACAGCCCACUGUUACAGCCCAACACCUGCCAGGACUUCAUCACACUGCUAGCCACCAACCAGAGCCCAAACUCUGCAGGGUCAGAUCUCUCCUUCAGCCUCCUGCUCCUGGUGUUCGUGGCCUGUGGCCUGGGCCUGCUGAGCGUCAUCGUCUUUGCCUCCUGGAAGCUGUGCAGGGUGCACUGGCGCACAAAGGACCUCUCCUCCAGUGCCACUGCCCUCGCCCCCCCCUCCUCUGCCUCUGACAGACCCUACGACAGAGCCUUGCCUGCACACGGCCACAGGCCUACGCUUGUAUACGCACACACGCACACACACGCCAUGGCGUCGGACAAGCUGAAUCCUUUGGACCCGGCGAGUUUCCUAGAGGCAGCGGUGAAGAUCAGCCACACGUCGCCUGACAUCCCUGCCGAGGUGCAGCUGUCCAUGAAGGACCACUUCCUGCGCCGCACGCGUAUGUCCAGGCAGACCACCGAGCCCAACUCCUCCAAUAGGCACAGCUCCUUCAAGAAGCACCUCCCCCGACAAAUGCACCAUGUCACCAGCCUUGACCGAGGCAGCGACUUCCCCUAUGCAGAGGACCAAUCCACCAGCCUGGCCAGUUUGGGCCGCAUCCAGCCAGAGCUCUACAAACAGAGCUCACUGGAGGCCGACGAGUCCUCCAAGAACUGCGCCGCCGCCAAGACCUGUGGUAAGAUUAACUUCUCCCUCAAGUACGACUACGAGUCUGAGGCUCUUCUCGUCAACAUCCUCAAGGCCUUCGACCUACCCGCCAAGGACUUAUGCGGCAGCUCCGACCCCUACGUCAAAAUCUACCUCCUGCCUGACCGCAAGCGCAAGUUCCAGACCCGCGUCCAUCGCAAGACGCUCAAUCCCAUGUUUGAUGAGUCCUUCCAGUUCAACGUGCCCUACGAGGAAUUGGGCAGCAGGAAGCUGCACCUGAGCGUAUAUGACUUUGACCGCUUCUCCCGCCACGACAUGAUCGGCGAGGUCAUUCUGGAGAAUCUGUUUGAGGUGUCGGACCUCUCCCGCGAGAUGGCCAUCUGGAAGGAUAUUCAGUACGCCACCUCUGAGAGUGUAGACCUGGGGGAGAUCAUGUUCUCUCUCUGUUACCUGCCGACCGCAGGCCGACUCACCAUGACCGUCAUCAAGUGCAGGAACCUCAAGGCCAUGGACAUCACAGGAUACUCAGACCCAUAUGUCAAGGUCUCCCUGGAGUGUGAUGGACGGCGCUUGAAAAAGAAGAAAACCACCAUCAAGAGGAACACUUUGAACCCCACCUAUAACGAAGCUAUAAUCUUCGACAUCCCCCCUGAGAACAUGGACCAAGUCAGCCUGCACAUAUCCGUCAUGGACUAUGACUUGGUGGGACACAAUGAGAUCAUAGGUGUAAACAGAGUGGGCAGUCAUGCAGAGGGACUGGGCAGAGACCACUGGAACGAGAUGUUGGCCUAUCCACGCAAGCCCAUCGCUCACUGGCACUCUCUACUGGAGGCAAGCAAGUCUCAGAAAGAGUGGAAAACCCGCACUGCAAGUUUUGACAGCCAAGGCUCUUGCCCUUCUCCAAGACUCCUGUCUAGUCCAUGAGGGAGGAGCUAGAGUUUAUACUCCACGACUCUACAAAGCCUGCCCUGUAGCAAGGCCUGAAAUAUGGAGUGUCCCAGGCCCAGACCCACAUAUGGUGUGCCUCAGAAUAAAUAAAGUGCAGUAAAUUGCUCUGGAAUGACAUUAUCUCGCCAUCACACACCCCCACACACACAAACACAUUUCUCUUGUGCCCUCUUGGACAGCCACUUUGUCUUGGUACGUAUAGCCUAGUGUAUACUGGGUCUGGUGGGAUCAUUGUUAUUGCAACAAUAGCUUUGCAGUUGAGCUCAGCCUGGUUUGGUUAUACACCUGAGGUUAACAUCUUUGUAUAUGUAUAUAUGUAAUGCCCUUUGAUACUGACAUCAAUAAUAGCACUGUAUUUAGAAUCACAUAUUUAUGAUAUUAUCAACAUGACUAUCCCCCUGAAUUUACUUUUCUGUUUCAAUUGUUACCUGUGAAGUGUUUGCCAAUAGUCUCUUGUUCAGGCAAUGUCAUGUACUUUGUUGAGGGUGUUGGCUUGACCUUUGACCCCUUUGCCUCAUUAGCCUUGUGAUAAGUGCUUGAAACAAUGACUCUCCUCUGUUUUUUCCAAGCAAUUUAGAGUAUCUUUCCACUUUUGUAUUGAAAAUGUGUAUUUGUAACAUAACUGUUUCCAGGCGUCCCUUGUAUUUUAAAGAAGUGAUAAUAAAGUUGUCGAUUCUGGUUCUAACAUUCCAAA
This is a messenger RNA of Salmo salar (Atlantic salmon), 2386 nucleotides long. Lineage: Eukaryota; Metazoa; Chordata; Actinopteri; Salmoniformes; Salmonidae. The record is from RefSeq and is a predicted model, not a curated record.